CUCUGCCUGGGGCUGCUGGGUCCUGGAAGGGCAGGCCUGUGCGCUGGGGGCCCGAGGUAGCACAGAGCCGAGCCGAGGGGUGCGAGGUGAGACACUGGCUGGCUGCUUGGGGAUCCUGUUCUUCCCUUUCCAGCCAGCGGGAGCCGAGGAGCCCGGGCCUGACCGGCUGCCCACAGCCCCUGUCAGAGGGCUGGUGCCUUGACCUUGUCAGAUGUCAGCAGUUGGGGUAGCCACCCCUGGGCAUGGCCUAUCAGCUCCCUUCAGGGCCUGGGAAGGUGGGGCUCGGAGGGCCUAUCACUGUUUGCUUCCCCUUUUCUCUACCAAUCAGGAGCUCCAGGGAAGGGGAACUGAGGUCACCUGGCCUGUGGUGUGGAUACCCAAGGGCAGCUCUAGGCUGGGGCCUGGUGAAAGGGCAGGACAGCAACCAAGAGCAGUGGAGGUGUCCCGGGUGUCCCAGGUGUCCGAGGGCCCUCCAAAGGCCCAGAGCUGCCCUGCCCCCACCUCCAACACUUCAGCCCGGAGACUCUGGCCUCUACCAGUUGCUGAUCUGGGACCAAGGUCCAACCACAGGGCUCUUGCAGCCUAUGGGCCAUGGUUGCCAGCCCGGGAGGGGCCGGAUGGAACCCUGCGUCUGAGCUUUUGCUCCCCUCCCCCGAUAACCCCAGGAUUCUAUAGAGGCCUGGCUCAGUUGCCUGGGAGACAGGCCUGCUAGCCCAAGCAAAGAUGGGGGGCCUGAGAGGGCUCGGCCCUGGCAGAGCCCUGCUGGGGGUCAUGGCCAUGAGGGUGGGUGACCACAGCCAGGUUGCAAUGAACGGGCUGAAGGAGAAGGUGCUGACGCUGGACACCAUGAACCCCUGUGUUCGGAAGGUGGAGUAUGCGGUGCGAGGUCCCAUCGUGCUGCGUGCCCUUGAGCUGGAGCAGGAGCUGCGGCAGGGGGUAAAGAAGCCCUUCACUGAGGUCAUUCGCGCCAACAUCGGGGAUGCACAGGCCAUGGGGCAGAAGCCCAUCACCUUCCUGCGUCAGGUCCUGGCCCUCUGCGUCCACCCCGAUCUCCUGAACAGCCCGGACUUCCCCGAGGAUGCCAAGAGAAGGGCUGAGCGCAUCUUGCAGGCGUGCGGGGGACACAGCCUGGGGGCCUACAGCAUCAGCUCAGGCAUCCAGCUGAUCCGGGAGGAUGUAGCGAGGUACAUCGAGCGGCGCGACGGAGGCAUUCCCGCGGACCCCAGUAACAUUUACCUGUCCACCGGGGCCAGCGACGCCAUCGUGACGGUGCUGAAGUUGCUGGUGGCUGGAGAGGGUCGCACGCGCACGGGUGUGCUCAUCCCCAUCCCUCAGUACCCGCUCUACUCGGCCGCGCUGGCCGAGCUCAACGCUGUGCAGGUGGAUUACUACCUGGACGAGGAGCGCGCGUGGGCCCUCGACGUGGCCGAGCUGCGGCGCGCCCUGGCCCAGGCGCGGGAUCAUUGCUGCCCUCGCGCACUCUGCGUUAUCAACCCCGGCAACCCCACUGGGCAGGUGCAAGCCCGCGAGUGCAUCGAGGCCGUGAUUCGCUUCGCCUUUGAGGAGCGCCUCUUCCUGAUGGCGGAUGAGGUGUACCAAGACAACGUGUACGCGGAGGGCUCGCAGUUCCACUCGUUCAAGAAGGUGCUCACGGAGAUGGGGCCGCCCUACGCGGCGCAGCAGGAGCUCGCCUCCUUCCACUCGGUCUCCAAAGGCUACAUGGGAGAGUGUGGGUUCCGCGGCGGCUACGUGGAGGUGGUGAACAUGGACCCCGCGGUGCAGUCCCAGAUGCAGAAGCUGAUGAGCGUGCGGCUGUGCCCGCCGGUGCCGGGCCAACUCCUGCUGGACUUGGUGGUCAGCCCUCCCGCACCCUCGGAGCCCUCCUUCGCGCAGUUCCAGGCGGAGAGGCAGGCGGUGCUGGCCGAGCUGGCGGCGAAGGCCAAGCUCACGGAGCAAGUUUUCAACGAGGCUCCCGGCAUCCGCUGCAACCCGGUGCAGGGCGCCAUGUACUCCUUCCCUAGCGUGCAGCUGCCCCCGCGCGCCGUGCAGCGCGCUCAGGAGCUGGGCCUGGCGCCCGACAUGUUCUUCUGCUUGCGCCUUCUGGAGGAGACCGGCAUCUGCGUGGUGCCCGGGAGUGGCUUCGGGCAGAAGGAAGGCACCUACCACUUCCGGAUGACCAUUCUGCCCCCUUUGGAGAAGCUGCGGCCUCUGCUGGAGAAGCUGAGCCAGUUCCACGCCAAGUUCACCCGAGAGUACUCCUAACCAUCCCCCUCCCCGCUUUGGGGCCAGGCUUGGCCGGCAGGGCCGACCCUGGACUUACCAUGCCCAGGGCCCUGGGGGUCUCUGGAGCCCUCAGGACUUGCUCCUGCUGCCUGUGGGGCUGGGCCCCCUGCCUUUCUGCAGGCCCCCAAUAAAGCUAUGAAGCAGCCUGACUAGUUCAGGUGUGCGUACCUG
Panthera uncia (snow leopard) is the source of this 2454-nucleotide messenger RNA. RefSeq names its product glutamic--pyruvic transaminase (gene GPT). Gene Ontology annotation, molecular function: pyridoxal phosphate binding; L-alanine:2-oxoglutarate transaminase activity. Gene Ontology annotation, biological process: biosynthetic process. The transcript is spliced from 12 exons. Lineage: Eukaryota; Metazoa; Chordata; Mammalia; Carnivora; Felidae. The record is from RefSeq and is a predicted model, not a curated record. Bases 724 to 2262 code for a protein of 512 amino acids.